Penicillium daleae is the source of this 1089-nucleotide messenger RNA. RefSeq names its product NAD(P)-dependent alcohol dehydrogenase. The coding region runs from base 1 to 1089 and encodes 362 amino acids. Lineage: Eukaryota; Fungi; Ascomycota; Eurotiomycetes; Eurotiales; Aspergillaceae. The record is from RefSeq and is a predicted model, not a curated record. The transcript has 3 exons. Gene Ontology annotation, molecular function: oxidoreductase activity; zinc ion binding.
AUGUCUGAAAUUGUGGAUAUGCUCGUCUGCCGCGAAUUAGGUGGCCCGUACGAAUUGCGAAAGGUCCGAUUAGGGUCACUUCGAAACGACGAAUUACUUGUCCGGAUUAUCGCAACUGGUGUUUGCCAUACCGACUUUUCCUGUUGCAAUGCACGUAUAUUUCUCCUAAAAUUCCCCCUACCGCUGGUUGGUGGGCAUGAGGGUGCUGGUAUUGUAGAGCAGGUAGGCUCCGAAGUCACGGAUAUCUCUCCCGGUGAUCACGUAUUGCUCAGCUUCAGCACCUGUGGUGAAUGUGCUCCUUGCACAAGAAAUCUGCCGGCUUACUGCGCAAAUCUUUGGAAAUUGAACUUCCUUGGGGCUCGAACGGAUGGCACAAAAGCGUACACCGAUGCCAUCGACGGGACAGAGAUAUCCUCGCACUUCUUUGGCCAGUCGUCGUUCGCGAAGAAGGCCAUUGUCAGAGCCACAUCUGCGAUUCGGGUUGCGCCAGACCUUCCGCUGCAGACCCUGUGUGUUCUUGGAUGCACGCUGCAGACUGGGGCCGGAACGGUCUUGAAUCAACUCCAACCACCGCGAGGAAGCUCUAUUGCGGUAUUUGGAGCUGGUGCGGUCGGAAUCGCAUCGAUAUUAGCCUCACAGUUAACGCCCGAUGUCAAAAUUAUUGCGGUCGAUGUGCUAGCCAGUAAACUACAGAUCGCGAAAAUGCUAGGAGCACAUUACACCGUUGAUUCAACGAAAGAGAACCCUAUUGCGGAAAUCCUUGCACUUACAAGUGGUUUUGGUGUUGAGAGGGCAUUGGAUACAACCGGGCAUCCUGAGGUUAUUAAAACAAUGCUGUCAGUUACAGCACCAGGUGGCACUGCUGCUUCCGUCGGGGCGCCAAAGAUGGGAACAAAGAUUGACAUUGAGCCCGCCAUAUGGAUUACUCGGGGGUUCAUCCCCCGACUGAUCCAGCUAUGGGCAGACGGGGAUCUACCAGUGGAGACGAUGAUCACGGAGUAUAAGUAUACGGAGAUUGAGCGCGCAAAAACUGAGCUGCGAGGUGGCUCAUGUGUGAAGGCAGUUUUGCUCUGGGACGAGAGUAACUAA